UGUGUCUCUCUCACUGACUCGCCCCACUCCCCCAACCCCAAGAUGCCCAAUUCUCUCCUGCUCCUCCUCCUCCUCGUCCUCCGCGCAGUCACCGGAGACGCCGCCGCCGAUUCGGCAGACCCCUGCGCGGGCCGCAGGAUCCACAUCCGGGACUUGCCCCCGCGCUUCAACACGCACCUCUUUCGCCACUGCGACGCCGCCUUCCCGCUCGCCGACCCGUCCUCGUCGGCCACCUCCACGCCGACCUGCGAGUCGCUCGCCAACCACGGGCUCGGCCCGCGCACCCACGCCCGCAGCUGCUCCUGGUACCGCACGGACGCGCGCCUCCUCGAGCCCUUCUUCCACCGCCGACUCCUCGAGCGCCGCUGCCUCGUCGCCGACCCUGGCCUCGCCGACGCCGUCUUCCUCCCGUACUACGCGGCGCUCGACUCUAUCCCCUACGUGCUCGACCCCUCGCUCCUCAACUCCUCCGCGCUUCACGGCGCGUCCCUUGCCCAGUUCCUGGCGCGCGACCGGCCCCAGAUCCUGGCGCGUCGGCAUGGGCACGACCAUUUCAUGGUCCUCGGCGGGUCCGCGUGGGACCACUCGCAGCCGCCGCGCGCGGAGCCCCGGCUGCUGGGCACCACGUCGCUGGUCAGGCUGCCGGAGUUCGAGAACUUCACGUUCCUGGCGCUCGAGUCGCGCUCGUGGCCGUGGCAGGAGCACGCGAUCCCGCACCCGACGUCUUUCCACCCGGCUUCGCUCCCGCGGCUGGAGGCCUGGCUUGCGCGCGCGCGGCGCUCCCGCCGCACCACGCUGAUGCUCUUCGCCGGCGGCGUCUCGCGCCCGUCCAGGCCCAACAUCCGGGGCUCCAUCCUCGCCGAGUGCGCGAACCGCACUGACGCGUGCGUCGUCGUGGACUGCUCGGCCGGCAAGUGCUCCCACGACCCCGUCCGGUACAUGCGCCCGAUGCUGGGUGCCAAGUUCUGCCUGGAGCCGCCGGGGGACACGCCGACGCGGCGGUCCACGUUCGACGCCAUACUCGCCGGGUGCGUGCCGGUGUUCUUCGAGGACGCCGCGGCGAGGCGGCAGUACGGCUGGCACCUUCCCCCCGGGCGGUACGACGAGUUCUCCGUGUACAUACAGAAGGAGACGGUGGUGCUCGGGGGCGUGAAGAUCGCCGAGACGCUGGCGGCCGUGCCCGAGGCGGAGGUGCGGAGGAUGCGGGAGCGCGCGCUGGAGAUGGCGCCCAGGGUGCUGUACCGGAGGCACGGGAGCACCGCAGAGCUGAGAGAGGCGGGCAAGGACGCGGUGGACCUCGCCGUGGACGGCGCGCUCCGGAGGAUACGCAGGCGGGCUCGCGCGCUGGAGGAAGGCCAGCCGGAGAGGAUAUACGCGCAGGAGGACGACAGUGUCGACGCGUAGGACUACGAAAUGUCAAAUGAAAAGCUCUUGAAGACAUUCUCUUGGUCCGGAUUUGGGCAUUUUUAUAUCGUGCAGUCCGCAGUUUACCUGCAUCUUUCGCUUUGAAGAGUGUACAUUUGCUAUGUCAUCCACGAGAUUUGUUCUUGUAAAUGUGGGCAAGUCAUUUGCAUUUUCAAGUCAUUUGCAUUUGCUAUGGUUCAA
Messenger RNA from Aegilops tauschii subsp. strangulata, 1605 nucleotides. RefSeq names its product probable xyloglucan galactosyltransferase GT19. The record is from RefSeq and is a predicted model, not a curated record. Lineage: Eukaryota; Viridiplantae; Streptophyta; Magnoliopsida; Poales; Poaceae. Gene Ontology annotation, molecular function: glycosyltransferase activity.